Messenger RNA from Lycium barbarum (goji berry), 1778 nucleotides. RefSeq lists its product as uncharacterized. The transcript is spliced from 8 exons. Lineage: Eukaryota; Viridiplantae; Streptophyta; Magnoliopsida; Solanales; Solanaceae. Bases 708 to 1778 code for a protein of 356 amino acids. The record is from RefSeq and is a predicted model, not a curated record.
UUUUUAUUAUUGAUUGAUUUAAUACUUUGCUUUAUGAAUUGAUAUUUUUCUUGGAUAGGUAGCUAUAUAUUUUAUCAUCUUUAAUUCUUAUUCUAAUACUUAUCCUUUUUUAUUUGAUGUUGCAGGAAAUGAAAGGAAUUGGACGAGGUAAAAGUGUGAGAGGUGGGACGAGCUGUGGACGUGGCAAUUUUUGAGGACAUGCAAGUUCAGGAAUGAUGUCUCAACCACAAAUUCAACCAAUAGAGAUUAAUGAGGCUUUUUUGGAGACAGGACAAUCAAGUAACCCAACUCAAGGACCUAUACAGACCAGACAAACAUCAAGUAGCCCUCUCCAAGGAACAUCUCCAGAGACAUAAUCAUCGAGGAAUCUAGAAGAAAGUGUACUUCCUUCUCCACAAGCUUCAAAUGGUGCAGUUUCUCGCAUCAAUAAAAAGAAAGGAAGAGGGAAAUAUAAAUCUAAAAUAGUAUAUAUAAAAACUAGGUAUGGAGGCAAAAUCACAUAUUGAUUCCAGAUGACAUUGAUAGAGCUGUGGGUCCUGGGGCUAGAGAUAUUGUUAAUUACUCUGGUUUGACCAUGAGGAGAAUUAUCUCGUUCCAGAGGGGAAGUGGCAAAAGAUUGUUUUGAAAUACGGAAAAGCAAUGUGGUUGAGGGUCAAGUUUGUGGCGGACUGCGAGAGCAUAAGUGGCAAGGCUUUGUGAUAAGUAGUAUGCAAAGGCUUUUCAGAGCAUGGAAAGCUCGAUUGCACACUGACUACCUCUGUUAUGCUACUGAUGAAGAGAGAUUGUCUCAUCGACCUGAGGAUGUUCAGUUGGAUGGGUGGAAAUACCUAGUAAAGUAUUUUGGAAGUGAAGAAUUCAAGGACCAGCUCCAUCAACUUGUUGUUGAACAACAAUCUGAAGAGGUCGAGAAUCCCAUGACUAGAGAAGAGAUGUAUUCAUCCAUUCUUGGUGAGAGACCGGGCUAUGUGCGUGGUUUUGGAUAUGGAAAGAAGCCUCCCAUAAAGACUCAAAUGCAGCAGGCAAACAUAGAGGCUAGCGUGUCUUUUGCAAUGGAAAUUAUGCGGCAAGAGAUGCAAGCCGGUAUGGACCGAAAGUUGCAAGAAGAACUUAACCGGAAGUUGCAAGAAGAACUUAACCGGAAGUUGCAAGAAGAACAUGAACAAAUGGAUAUCGACUUAAAAAGGGAUAUGGAACAAGAUUUGCAAAAUAAAUUGAAAGAGGAGCGUGCACACAUGAAAGGAGAAUUUGACAAGAUGUUCCAAGAACAAAUAGCUGCUUUCAUGACUAGAAUGCAACAGGUACUUGCUCUCGCUCUUGCUAUUCAGGAUAAUGCCUAUGAAGAGAAAAGCAACAGCAGCCCAGAGGGCAAGGCAAUGUUCGGAAGAAGGAUUGAGCGGGAGUCACCGGUAGAUAUAGAGAAAGGCGGGUCCCAGAAUGAAGUUCCAUCCCGGACCUCUUAUACCUCGACCGCUCCAGAAGGGCAUACAGGAACUCCAACACCCCCAGUUCCCCCACCUGAUACCUCGGGUCAAGAGGUUCCUCAGGGUAAAUGCAUUAAAAAGGGACAUAUUUUAGAGGAUGGUGCUGCUACGGUGGUAUCUGGCCUACAAGUCAGUGUCUGUCAUGCUCCUCGUCAGGGUGUAACCGACUGCAACUCCUCUUUAGCAGCUAUUGUUCCUGAAUGGCAGGCUGCCAUGAGAGCUGAGUUUGAUGCAUUGGAUGCAAAUAGAAUUUGGGAUAUUUUCGAGUUGCCUAUGGGUAAGAAACCAAUUGGUUGA